AUGGCUGUCAACAACGAAGGUCGAGGACGACUAGCAGGCAAGAAUGCUAUCAUUACCGGCGCAGCAGGAGGCAUUGGUCUGGAAACGACCAUCCUUUUCCUGUGCGAGGGUGCUAAUGUCAUGAUGACUGACAUCUCGGAGCCUGCACUGGAAAAGGCCAUUGCAAAGGCUAAGGAACUUGUACCCAACGCAACUGGCAAAAUCGCCACCUCCAAGGUUGAUGUAUCCAAGGAGGCCGAUGUCAAAGCUGUGGUCGAGAAGCUGGACCCUUGGGGCGGCUUGGACAUCAUCUUCAACAAUGCCGGUAUCAUGCACGCUGAUGACGCAGACGCAGUUGACACAUCGGAGAAGAUCUGGGACUUCACUAUGGACAUCAACGUCAAGGGUGUGUGGUUUGGCAGCAAGCACGCUGUUCUCGCAUUCCGCAAGAACAAGAAGACCAAGGGCAGUGUCAUCAACACUGCCUCCAUCGUCGCGCUAGUUGGCUCUGCCACUCCACAAUUGGCAUACACGGCAUCCAAGGGUGCUGUUCUAGCCAUGACCCGCGAGCUGGCCAUUGUUCACGCUCGCGAGGGCUUCCGAUUCAACGCACUCUGCCCGGCUCCCCUCAACACACCACUGCUUCAAGACUGGCUGGGCGAUGAUCAGGCCAAGCGCCACCGCCGUGAAGUGCACUUCCCCAGUGGACGCUUCGGAGAGGCCAUCGAGCAAGCACAGGCUGUCUUGUUUCUGGCUAGCGACGAGAGCAGCUUCGUCAACGGCACGGACUUUGUUGUCGAUGGAGGCAUGACCAAGGCUUAUGUCACACCUGAAGGACCUGCUACCCAGCCACCCAAGAACUUGGCCCGGUAA
Messenger RNA from Fulvia fulva, 852 nucleotides. RefSeq names its product 2,5-dichloro-2,5-cyclohexadiene-1,4-diol dehydrogenase. Gene Ontology annotation, molecular function: oxidoreductase activity. Bases 1 to 852 code for a protein of 283 amino acids. The record is from RefSeq and is a predicted model, not a curated record. NCBI's taxonomy places the organism in Eukaryota, Fungi, Ascomycota, Dothideomycetes, Mycosphaerellales, Mycosphaerellaceae. The transcript is spliced from 4 exons.